This is a messenger RNA of Vigna radiata var. radiata (mung bean), 1310 nucleotides long. Its product is annotated as secoisolariciresinol dehydrogenase-like. Gene Ontology annotation, molecular function: oxidoreductase activity, acting on the CH-OH group of donors, NAD or NADP as acceptor. The coding region runs from base 206 to 1009 and encodes 267 amino acids. The record is from RefSeq and is a predicted model, not a curated record. NCBI's taxonomy places the organism in Eukaryota, Viridiplantae, Streptophyta, Magnoliopsida, Fabales, Fabaceae. The transcript is spliced from 2 exons.
AGACAAAAUUUACUUAAAAAAAAAAAACAUUCACAUCAUAACUUAUGCAAUCAAAAUAACCUAAAUAGAAAAAAAAAAUAUCACUUUGUAAAUCUCAUAACAGAUUUAUCUAUUUCCUCCACCGAGAGGGAUACUCUUAUAAAAGGAACCUCAAAGAUGCUCAAUAUCAUAUACAUUCCUUGUUUCUCCAUUAAAAAUUUCUGCUAUGGCCAGUGUCAUCUCAGCUGUAGGAAGAAGGCUUGAGGGGAAGGUGGCAAUGGUCACCGGUGGUGCUAGCGGCAUCGGUGAGGCCACUGCAAGACUCUUCUCUAAGCAUGGAGCACACGUGGUGAUAGCUGAUAUCCAAGACCAUUUAGGUCUUUCUCUUAGCAAGGAGUUGGAAUCCGCUUCCUAUAUCCAUUGCGAUGUCACAAACGAAAACGAUGUUGAGAACGCUGUUAACUCGGUGGUUUCCAAACACGGCAAACUAGAUACCAUGUUCAACAACGCCGGCAUAACCGGGGCGAACAAAACCAGCAUAUUGGACAACACGAAGUCGGAAUUUGAGGCAGUGAUCAACGUUAACCUAGUUGGUGUUUUUCUUGGAACAAAGCACGCUGCAAGGGUUAUGAUUCCUGCGCGGAGAGGAAGCAUAAUCAACACUGCCAGUGUCUGCGGAAGCAUAGGUGGCGUGGCCUCACAUGCGUACACAGGUUCGAAACACGGUGUGGUGGGGUUGACGAAAAACAGUGCGGUGGAGCUUGGAGCAUUCGGUGUGAGGGUGAACUGCGUAUCACCGUACGUGGUUGCCACACCCUUGGCUAAGAACUUUUUUAAGCUUGACGACAAGGGGGUUCUCGACGUGUAUGCAAACCUAAAAGGUGCUACUCUUGAACCAAACGAUGUGGCCGAAGCUGCUCUGUAUUUAGCCAGCGAUGAAUCCAAGUAUGUCAGUGGUCUCAAUCUUGUGGUUGAUGGAGCCUUCACUGUCCUCAACAGUGGCUUUUGUGUCUUUGGACAAUCAUCAUGAAAAUUUGCUUGCGUGCCUUUCGGUAAUGACUUGUUUUAUUUUGAAUAAUUGAACACUAUCUGUUGUUAGUGUUUUCGUAAGGUUUUCACUUUCUUCCUUUUGCACCCUUCACAUGACUCAAAUGCUUUUUUUCUGUUCUUCUUUGUUUGAGAACUCAUUCUAUUUUUAUGGGUCUUUGUACUGUGUUCAUAUACAUAUAUAAAUUGAACUUUGAUUGCCAUGUCAAGCUAUAAGAUAUAAUGAUCUAUCAGUUUUAAGAAGUUGUGAAGAUGAUAUUUUUGUCAAAUUGGUGGAGUAGAAU